This is a messenger RNA of Mycena indigotica, 996 nucleotides long. Its product is annotated as NAD(P)-dependent alcohol dehydrogenase protein. Gene Ontology annotation, biological process: alcohol metabolic process. Bases 1 to 996 code for a protein of 331 amino acids. Gene Ontology annotation, molecular function: alcohol dehydrogenase (NADP+) activity; zinc ion binding. The record is from RefSeq and is a predicted model, not a curated record. Lineage: Eukaryota; Fungi; Basidiomycota; Agaricomycetes; Agaricales; Mycenaceae. The transcript has 4 exons.
AUGACCAUCGAAGCGACCGUUUUCAAGGGCUCCGCUAACUCUGGCAUUGUCGAAGCCAAAAGCAUUCUGCAAAACCCAACAGGCACCAAAGUACUUGUCCGCGUCACGCAUUCAGGCAUCUGCGGUACCGACGAGCAUCAUAAACAUCUCGAUAUGGUCCUUGGCCACGAAGGUGUCGGUGUCGUCCAAGAGAUCGGUGAUGGUGUCCGUGCAUUCGCAGUCGGGGACGUUGUUGGCUGGGGUUAUAUUCACAAAACAUGUGGCCGGUGUGUGCACUGCCUGAAAGGCGAAGACAACUACUGCCGCACCGAUAUUGAGAUGUACGGCUACCACAACCUCAAUCAAGGCUCUUUUGGCUCGCAUGCGGUCUGGGACGAAUCCUACCUGUUCAAAAUUCCUGCUGGUCUCGCACCAGAAUACGCCGCUCCUCUGAUGUGUGGUGGCGCCACCGUCUUCCAGGUCAUCGAAGAGUUCAAAAUUCGAUCUAUUGACCGUGUUGGAGUGAUUGCGCUUGGUGGCCUGGGCCAUAUGGCUGUCCAGUUCCUUGUGAAGAUGGGUGCAGAGGUGGUCGCUUUUUCGAGCACACAUGCCAAACGCGAGGAAGCGCUGAGCCUUGGCGCGAAGGAGUUCUUUGCGACCAAGGGUGUGGAUAAAUUCGACACCAAGCCACUUGACCACCUCCUCGUCACAACCAACGCCAUUCCCGACUGGGCCCCAUACCUUUCCAUCAUGAAGUGCAAGGGGGUCAUCUACCCGCUUUGCGUCGACUCCUCUAACCUCGUAUUCCCAAUGAUGGCUGUCCUCAUGAGCGGACUUACCAUCCAAGGCUCCACCGUCGCCAACCGCUCAAUCCAACAUCGUAUGCUCGAGUUUGCCGCUCGCCACGAGAUCAAGCCCCUCAUCGAGCGCUUCCCGCUGACCAAAAAUGGCGUUGAGGACGGCAUGCAGAAGCUCAGAGAGGGCAAGGUUCGUUAUAGGGCGGUGUUAGUCGCAUAA